Molecule: messenger RNA, 1006 nt
Organism: Anthonomus grandis grandis
Lineage: Eukaryota; Metazoa; Arthropoda; Insecta; Coleoptera; Curculionidae
Exons: 1
Coding region: 183-839 (218 amino acids)
Source: RefSeq, a predicted model, not a curated record
UCGGUUUUUAAUGACCUGCCUAAGGUUUGAUGAUCUGAAUACUCGGGAAGCGAGAAAGAUUUUCGACAAGUUUGAAGCCAUGCGGUCUUUUUUUGGAAGAUUCGUGGGUAAUCGUGGGACGAUGCCCUUUUAGACAAUAUCUUUCUAACAAACUAACCAAGUAUGGGAUCAAAAUUUUUGCGAUGGCAGAUAGCAAGACAUUUUACGUUUCAAACAUGGAGGUAUAUACAGGUAAACAACCGGAAGGUCCGUACAAAAUAAAUAACUCUUCAGACGAAGUUGUCAAAAGACUUAUUACGCCUAUUUCUGGAACAGGCAGAAAUGUUACCAUAGAAAAUUGGUUUAUGAGUUAUCCGCUAGCUUUAGAUUUGAUAAGUCAACACAAUUUGACGGUAGUUGGAACAGUUAGGAAAAACAAACGGGAACUUCCUCCAAAUAUAUCAAACGUCAAGAAUCGCAAAGAAAACUCCUCAAUAUUUGGUUUUCAAGGAAGAAUAACAGUAGUAUCUUAUACGCCUAAAAAAGGAAAAAAUGUGAUUAUGUUUAGCACAAUGCAUCAUGAUGCUAAAAUAAAUAUAGAAACCGGCGAAAAAGCAAAACCUGAAAUUAUCACGUUCUACAACAGCACCAAAAGUGGGGUAGAUACUGUUGAUCAACUAUGUGCAACAUACAAUACUUCAAGAAACAGUAGAAGAUGGCCGUUGACGAUCUUUUUCAGGUUACUAGAUGUUGCUGGAAUAAAUGCUCGAAUAAUAUAUUAUUUCAAUGCAAAAGAAAAUAUAAAAAGGCGGGUAUUUUUAAAGAAAUUAGGUUUGGCCUUAAUAUCUGAUGCUGUUUAGGAUAGAACAUCGAGCUCUAGAAUACCGAGAGAGUUAAGACAAAAAGCAGCUAGGCUGUCAAAUACUGAGCAACCAUCAAAUACACCAAAACGUUUCAAAGAGGGUACACAACGGCGUUGCCAGGAAUUCCCAAGAUCACGUGACCGUAAAAUUAAAUAUAAGUGUCA